Molecule: messenger RNA, 4359 nt
Organism: Naegleria fowleri
Lineage: Eukaryota; Heterolobosea; Eutetramitea; Acrasida; Naegleriidae
Exons: 1
Coding region: 1-4359 (1452 amino acids)
Biological process (GO): regulation of transcription by RNA polymerase II
Cellular component (GO): nucleus
Molecular function (GO): transcription cis-regulatory region binding
Source: RefSeq, a predicted model, not a curated record
AUGAAUGACAAAUUGAACAAUAACAGGAUUUUUGCUCGACAUCAUGACCAGCACUCUCUCUUGACAUCCUUGUUGAUCACUUCAUCUCCUGCAAGGAAUGGUACAAAACAAAAGGAAACCCAAAGCUUAACUUCGACCUCUUCUUCUUCUUCUUCGAGUGAAACAACCACCACUCCUCGAAAGUUAUUACGAGCGAGAACGAAGGGAUCGAGUCUGCAUGCGUUUCGUUGUUUGAAAUCUCAUCAUCGAGAAAAAGAAAGCGCAUCAUCAAAUUCUUCGUCAUCUUGUCAACCUUUGAAUCAGUUGUCAUUAUCAUCAUCAUCACAGACGAAAGAUAAUGAAGAAGAAACAAACCAACCAACACGAAUGUCAUUACAGGAUCAGCUUAAUAGCGACAACACUUGUCAUUCAGACAACCUUCUCACGAAAAACCAUAACAUCGGUGAUGUGUUUCAUCAUGUUUUGGACAGUGAAAUCUCAAGCAUUGAGAUAUCAAACAAGGAACCACAAGAAGAUCGUGUUGCUAUCAACAACCAACAACGACUACCAACUCCAAAUGUUUCCCAUCAACAAAUUGCAUUCUCAUCUUCAACAACAGAAUCGAAAGUAGCCGCACGGACAAAACUGUCGCGACUGAGUGGUGUAGAAAAUCAGACAUCUCCUGUUGAAAUUGAUCAAGAGGAUGAUUCUCCAUCUCUUCACUACUCCACUUCUUCUCAUUCUUCACAAGCAUCUGAAUCUCCGUUAUUCAACAACAACCACACAACUCAUUCCCUUGGUGGUGCGAGGUCAGACCAAAAACAGAAAUCUGCUCUCGAUAAGGUUGAUGAUGAUGAUAGGUGCAGUAAGAACGACAGCAAUGUUGACAACAACAACAACAACACCUCUACGGAAAUGUCGAACAACCAAAUAAGAAAGAAAAUGUUGGAACAUCAACCACCACUUGUUCAUCACCAACCUCUGCAGAGAGAAGAGGACUCCAUGAAUUCUUAUCACCAACACCACCAACACCACACCUUGGUGAAGGACGGCGAUUCUGAUCAGACUAGCGCGUUCUCGCUUCUUCCCAACCAAGUACAACAAACAGAAGCAUCACUUCCAGCUUCCAAUCAUCACUCCCCCACAUCACGUAAGAUCCUCCCAUUUCGCGAAGGCGCAACAAAACUUUUUCCUCAAAAAAAUAUUAGCCGAUCGGAAUUUGGGAAAGUCUGCGAUCUCGAGUAUCGGGUGAAGAAGCCUUCUUGCCAAAUCGAACAAGAAGCGAUCUCGAUGAAGGCAACAACAACAACCACAACAACGAAUGGCAAUCGUUUGGUAAGGAUGAAUAGCAAGAUACUACAACAACAAGAUGGAAGUCAUGAAGAGAGAGAUUUUCAAAGAAGAGAAUUGGAUGAAACAAAAGGUAUUGUUUUGAAACAUGUUGAAGAAGAAGAGGAAAUUCAGUUGACCGCGGCUCCUAUGAAAACAACUACUACUACUUCUGCGACAUCUGUGGUGUUGGAACAACAAUCACACGAUAACAACAAUCAUCAUCAUGGUGAUAUUCUCUCCACACUUACAGUCGUGGCAACAACAAGAAACUCAUCCACCACAAGAACAACAACAACCUCUGAUCCCUCCAUGCAACAACAACAGCAACAGCAACAGCAACAACAACAGCAACAACAACAGCAACAACAACAGCAACAACAACAGCAACAACAUGUUUGGUCCAAUCAUCCUUCCUCGAGUGCUUCAUCUCAUUUCUAUCAUCAUUACUAUUAUGGUUAUUCGCAUCCCCACUCCGAACAUCCACAUGUUAUGGUGGACAUGCAUGGAAACAACAACAACAUCACUCCCAGCACUAGCACUGACUUUGCAGCUCACACCUCAUCAUCCUCAUUGUAUUCUCGUCCUCGUCCUCCUCCUCUUAUUUCCUCUAAAUCAUCCCAUCCAUAUUAUGGCUAUGACGGGUCAUCCCAUCCUCCACAUGCAUCACUUCCUCCAUUCACGACAAUCACACAAUCCUCCAAAAUGCAGCAGCAUGGUCAUGAAGCAGUACCCACAGAGGAGCAACACAUGCCUUCCACGGACUCUAAUCUCACUGCUGCUGAUGCUUCUGAACAUGUGAAUCUUCAUGCAUCGUCUGCAGUAAAAACAACAACAACUCUUCCACCAUUGAGUUCCAUCAUUGGUAGUGGUGGUGUCGCUUCUACUACUAGUACUACUUCUGAAACCAAUCAUCAUGUAAAGAUAGGAUCCGACCCAUCUCCUUCUUCUUCUGUGGACCACAUGUUGUUGCUGACCUCUCCACCACAUGUCCAUGCAUCUCAGACCAACACUAGCAUGCAUGAUCACGACGAACAUGCAACACACAACAGGACGACUAGUACACAUGCUUCUUCCUCCGCCAAUGAUUCUUCUUCGAAUUUGGAAAAAACGAAUUCGGCAUGUCGUCAUUACGGUCAUGCAUCGAAUGUUGAUUUCAGUACGACAACAGAAAUGACUGAGACAUCAAGAUCACCUCAUCCUGUCCAACAACGACCACACGUAUCACCUCUUACGAAUUUGGAUUCUUCAGAACAUGCUCGAUCCAUGCAUGAGGAGUCUCCUCUUCGUCAUGCAUUCAGUCAAGAUCACCAACUUCUUGACAGAAAGACUCAUGCGACAACCACUAGUAGUUCAAGUAUAAGUUCUGCUAGUAAUACUCUUUUGACAUCAAUAUCAUCCUCUUCUUCCUCGUUGCAUCAUCCCUAUGCUCAUUAUUAUGACUAUUAUCCUCCUCCUCCUCAUUACUAUCCUUCCUAUCCUUAUCAUGCAACACCGUAUCCUCCUCCUCCUCCUUCUUCUUCUUCUUCGUAUUCAUCGUAUCCUCCUCCUCCCUCGCCUUAUUAUUCUGCAUCAUCAUCUUCAACUCCUCCAUCAGCUCAGCAUUUUCCUCCUCCAUCUUCACAUUAUUAUCCUUAUGACCCCAGAUAUGCGUAUCCACCAUCAACCACUUUUCCUCCUUCUCAUCCUCAUUAUGGAUAUCCACCGCCACCACCCCAUCAUCAUUCGACUUUGAAUUCCUAUCAUCCGUAUCCGUAUUUAACAUCACCAUCUCAAGCGCCGUCGUCCAAUAUGUCCACGCAUUCAUCCUCACAUGCAACAUCAGUCACAAUGGAUGCCACUCAUCCUGUUGUGGAAUCUUUAGAAUUAUCAAAGGUGAAUUAUGUCACAAGCUCAGAUUCAACCAAUGUCACAUCAUCAAGAGCCAAUCACAAUUAUUCAUCCAAAGUACAAGAACAUGCAAUGAAUCAUACUAGUCAAUUAUCAAUAAUCUCAAACUCUAGCAGUAGUGGAACUCUCUCAUCUUCAUCAUCCACUUUAUCGCCACCAAAAACUCUCGAAUCGACUACUACUUGUUCCUCAAAUCAAGCUUCCAUGACGAAUGUGACUGCAACUCAUGGUUCUCUCUCAAAUACACUUGCAUCAAACUCAAUCACUCGCUCUUAUUCAUUGAGUAGUAGCACGAAUCAUGCAUUUUCCACACCAUCAUCAUCAUCACCACACUACCAAGCAACCACUCCUCCCAAUGGACGAAAGAAAUUUCCUUCCGCUCUUUUCAUAGAUCCCAACAUGGAUCCAAUGAUUGCAGGAAAGAGAGCCUAUGAAGAAUAUCUUGCCAAUGAAGAACGAAAGAAAAACAAGAAGAGAGCUGAACGUGAAGAGAAACGUCUCAAGUACAAUUUAGAACGAAAUAAUAUUAUUUUACCAAAACAAGUAGAAUCUAAUAUUCAACAACAAUUUGAGAAUAAGAGAUUUGAGUCACUCAUUGAUCCGUGUCCCACAAAAAACGAUACUCUCGAGUUAAUUCAUGGCUUGAAGGAAAACGCCGAGUAUCGACUUGGAGAAAAGUUACCCACACAAACCUUACGAAUUACUUGUGAAAAGUUUAAAAUGCAUCGAUUUGGAAGGUUGUCUGUUUGUUUACUAGGAAGAGGAGUAAAAAUUGACAGCAACAAGAGACGAUUUAUUUGUGACCUGACAGAUAUUGCUGUCUCUUUAAGUACAGCUGCUCACGGAAUUGUCAAUGUGAAAGACCUUGUUCUGAACAAACCCAGUCACAAGUAUGGAAAAAUGCUCUAUCUUCGAUAUUCUCUAAUUGUGGAUGAUAAGGUCGUUUCUUCUGUGGAUUCUCUUGGUUUUACUACCAUUACACAACGAGGUAUUCAGAAACGAAAUCAAAAAAUGUUGGAAAGGAGUUUACAGAAACAGAAACUGCAACAACAACCAUCUUCUUCACCACAACAACAACAACAACAGGAUGCAUCAUUACAACAAAAGCAACAAGAGGAUGAAGAAGACGAAGAUGACGACGAAGACGAGGAUGAAGAAUAA